AUUCGCACGUUUCACACCGGCUCUCGUCCGUACGUACAGCGAGAAAGCAUGAGAAAUCCGUAGAAAUGAAUGGGUGCAAAUUCUGUGUAUGUUGACAUUAUUGUAGCCGUAACAUCGUCAUGAUUUCUGUAGACUAACACAUGUUAAAAAACUAAUUUAAAAACCUCAGGAUUCAGAGAUGGAGUGCGACAUUCUGGACUCGUUAGAGCAGCUUGGCUAUACCGGUCCUCUGCUGGAGGAGAAGCCGCUGCUCGGAGCCGCAGAGCGAGGCCUGUCCUCCCCGGACUAUGUGGACCUGUGCAGGUGGCUGGCGUCCAGGUUACAGCCGCUGUGUGGUCUGGAGGAGAGCAUCACGUCCGGUCCAGAGGACGUGGACAGCCUCCAGGUGGAGCUGAGUGGUCUGCUGAAGGAGCUGCACUGUCCUUAUCAAGACGUUGUUUCAGGGAUUCUCAAGGGCAGCGUGCAAAAUCCAAAAGAUCAUCUCAAGUGUGUCUUGUUUCUGAGCUCUGAGCUCCAGGCGGCUCAGAUCGUGAGGAGCAGAGUCUCUCAUAAACAGCAAGAAGAGAGUCCGCUGUGUCAGGAGCUGCUGGUGAUCUGUGAAACUCUGAAGCUGCCAGAGCCCCGAGGAGAGGACGCAGCAGGAGUCCUCUCUCAGGUCCAAGACAAGGUUAAUACAGUACUUAAAGAUCUUCCAAAUGGCUCCACUGGGAACCCAGCGCUGAAGAAGUCUCUGAGCAGUGAACAGUGGGAGAAGUUGCACAACAUAAACUCAACUCUGUCGUCAGAGUACGAGUGUCGGCGCAGGAUGCUGAUCAAACGUCUGGACGUCACCGUUCAGUCGUUCGGCUGGUCAGACAGAGCCAAGGUAAAGGUGGACAGCAUGGCGAGGGCCUACCAGCCGAAGAGACACUCUCUGAGGCCGCAGUCCACGUUGGACAUGUCCCAGCUGCUGGCUGCCAGAGAAGACAUCUGCAACGUGGUGAAGACCAGCAGCGGCUCCAGCAGGGAGAAGACGGUCUGCGCUGUCAACAAGAUCCUGAUGGGGAGAGUCCCGGACAGAGGAGGACGUCCCUCUGAGAUACAAGCUCCGCCUCCUGAGAUGCCGCCAUGGCAAAAAAGACAAGAUGGAGGAGGACGUGGUGGUGGAAGAGGAGGAGGAGGAGGUAGCUGGGGAGGUGGAGGUGGUGGUGGUUGGGGAGGAGGAGGAGGAGGAGGAGGAGGAGGAGGAGGAAGAGGAGGAGGAGGAGGUUGGAGAGGAGGUGGAUGGAACCAAGGAGGACAUGGUGGACAUGGAGGAAAGAGAGGACGCUACCAGUAUUAAUUCUGCAUCUGGAUGGAAACUUUUUAUCUGAUGCCAGUGACACAAUCUUCCUCAUUUAGGAGGAUUUAUAAUGCUCCUAUUUUUUUAAUUAUUAUUUUAUUAGUGUUUCAUUUUACUUUUUUAUCAUUCACAGUGUUUUUACUGUAUGUUUUUGUAGAAGAACAAAUGAUUUAACAUCUGCAUCGGGCCGUAACACUGUAACUGUGUCCCAAGUCCAUAUUUCAUACUGAUUCUUAGGAGGUUUCUUAUUGUUAUCACACUGUAAAAGUGAAAAAAGAAAAGUAAUGUUGUCAGUAUGGAUGGUAAAAAGCAAGAUCUCUGAGCUUUAACUGGUCAUAACUGAAACAAACAUAACAAACAAUGGAUGGUAGUUAAAGAGGCAAUAAACAAGCUUUCUGCUUUAACUGAUCUUUGUGAAGUAAAGGUGGAUUGAACAAUGUAAUAGGUAUAAAAUCUGAGUUUAGAUUGAUUACCCAUAAUCCUCUGGAGAAGUGUAUCAACUGUUGCAUGACCAAAUCAUGCAGGAGAUGGUGCUUUUUGUUUUUCCCAGAAGCUAUUGGUAGUUAUCUCCAGGUAGCAAACAAACAAACAACAACAACAACAGAAUUACUGUGGAAACCACCUGGCAAAAAGAAAACAAGCCCAGUGUACUGAGGACGUAAACACACUGUGUGUUGUGUUGUUUUUUGUUGCUCGGCUCUGAGACAAACAAAGCGAUUACAUUAGAAGUGCAACAAUGCUACCAAUAGGAAAUGCUUGGAAGGGUUGAAAAAUGAUUUGUGUCAACUUUAAACGGCUACUGGAACAACUCAGACAAACAAAAAAUACUAUUUAAAUCAUAAGAAACCCAAAAGGUAACUGUAGAUAUUGUAAAAUCAGUAUGUUGUAUGGGUCUGUGUAUCUUUUGGUCAUUGGAAUUGCCGUUCACAAAAGGAUAUUUGAAAAACAAAAUAAGAGUUAUUUGAUUUUUGAUUCAAAAUACAAACACUAAAAAUAAAAAUACAAGGUUUUUUACUUCAUCCGGAUCAGAAAGGGAUCGACAGACAGAUAAAGAUGGAUUUGAUAUUAAUUUUCUAGUUAUAAUAACAAAAAUUCAAAUAAAAAAAAUUCAUAUUCUGCGAACGGAAGUUGUCAUUUACAAAAUAAAAGCGCGAAUGGUGGAUAAACAAAGUUUAUUCCUCUUUUUUAAAUCUUAGACAACGAGAAAACAAAGAUUCAUAUUUUAUUUAUGUGACUGAGUGAAAAAGCACGUCACUCAAAACGUAAGUUUAUUUGAUUAUCUAAGUCGUAUAAUGAAAACUGAAAAAGGAAGUCCAGAGUCGGGAACAGGGAUCGCUCCCCUUCAAAGUAAGAGUCUCAGGGUCUAAAGCGUGCUGGCUACUUGGCCAUGUUUUGAUUUGUUAUCAUAACUAGAAAACAAAAAUAAAAUCAUGUUUUAAAUAUAGCCUAUCCCCCUCUGACCCUGAUGAAUCAAAAAGCCUUGUAUUUAAAUUUUAAUGUUUGUAUUAAAAAAACAAAAAUCAAACUACCACUCAGUUGUUUUUUAAUAUCCUUUUGUGAACCGAAAAUCCAAAUGACUAAAAGAUACACAGAGCUGUAUGGACUUGGGACACAGGUUGCAUUUCCAACAGGGUUCCGGUAUCGGAGGGAAACUAACAGAGCAGACAAUCAAAUGAACAACGACACUACAUGUUUUUCCUCAGCAUAUUAUAAACAUUUAGUCUUUUAAAGCUUGUGUAACUGGAGUGUAUUUGAGGGUAGACUCUGUCUGUGUUUACCCUGAAGACUGAAUCUACUGUAAGAAGCUCUGGCCUCAUUCUCAUCCUAGAAGAUUCUGUACCAGCUGUGAUCUUUUGUCACCUCUGAAUUUAUUUAAUAAAGAUCUCUGCCAAUAA
Centropristis striata (black sea bass) is the source of this 3216-nucleotide messenger RNA. It is a transcript of the gene tslig3b, whose product is annotated as family with sequence similarity 98 member B. The coding region runs from base 179 to 1321 and encodes 380 amino acids. Gene Ontology annotation, cellular component: tRNA-splicing ligase complex. Lineage: Eukaryota; Metazoa; Chordata; Actinopteri; Perciformes; Serranidae. The transcript is spliced from 8 exons. The record is from RefSeq and is a predicted model, not a curated record.